AUGGCGUGCGUGCGCGUGGAUAUCUCAGUGAUUCAUUGCUCGUCCGUCGUCCGUCCGCGAUUGUCGUCGUCGUCGCGGUUCACCUCCGUCACCGCCGUCACCGCCGUCACCGCUGUCACCGCCCCCGGCGCUUCGAGUACUUACGAGUUUCCGUCGCAGCAGCAUUUCUCCGCGUACCUACGACUGAAAUCCGUCACCACCAGCCCUGCAGUAUUUCGGUUUCGCUGUGUACACUGGUGCGUGCAGCAAUAA
Macrosiphum euphorbiae (potato aphid) is the source of this 252-nucleotide messenger RNA. NCBI's taxonomy places the organism in Eukaryota, Metazoa, Arthropoda, Insecta, Hemiptera, Aphididae. The record is from the annotation of a GenBank genome assembly.